Messenger RNA from Musca domestica (house fly), 940 nucleotides. RefSeq lists its product as uncharacterized. The record is from RefSeq and is a predicted model, not a curated record. The transcript has 2 exons. Lineage: Eukaryota; Metazoa; Arthropoda; Insecta; Diptera; Muscidae. The coding region runs from base 102 to 797 and encodes 231 amino acids.
AGAACUACUUAUCAACUUUGACAUACUUCAAAUCGAACAGUUCAUCGAACAUCACAGCUAAUCCUCUUCUCCCAACAAACAAACAAAUCUUAAGCAAAAACAUGCGUGGUUUAAUGGUAUUGUGCUUUGUUGCUCUUUGCUCGGCUGCCCCACAAGGCUACAAUUAUCCCAGCCAGCCUAGUGGACAUUAUUUACCGCCAACAGCACCUGAAGCAUCGUCCUAUGGCCAGCAGCACCAACAGCCUCUUGUUACAAAACGCUUCUUUAUUCACUCUGCGACCGAGGAAGAAGAGGUGGAGGUCCAACAUCGGGAUAUUGUCGUUGGCACUCCCCGCAAAAACUUCAAUGUCGUUUUCAUCAAAUCGCCAGCUGAUAAGAAACAAAAAACCAAAAUUCGUGUCAUCCCUGCCGUUAACGAGGAUAAAACUGUCAUCUAUGUCUUGGCCAAGAAAGCCGAUGAACCCCAAUUGGAAACCUAUGUUGAAGAACCUGCCACCACCACUACCAAACCAGAGGUAUUCUUUAUUAAAUACCGGACCAAUGAAGAAGCUGAACAUGCCCAACACAGCAUCCAAGCUGAAUAUGAUCAUUUGGGUGGCAAUACUAUUAUCUCCAAUGAAGGUGUUUCACCAGUCCAAUCUGUAAUUGGCAGUUUGGAUGGCUUCCAACAACAGCAACAACAAGCUGGAGCCCCGGAUGUCUCCUUUGGCGACAGUACAGGUCCUGAGUAUUCUGGUGUUGCGGAAUCUGCUGACAAUACCAAUGCUGCCUAUUUGCCACCCGUGAAGAAACAUUAAAUGUGAAGAGAUGGGAGAUAAGAUUAGAAAGUAGUUUGACCCUCGGUCUUUUGAACUGAUGUGUAACAGACUUUUGUUUGUUAUUUUUUGAUAUAUGUUUUUUUAAAUUGUCUGUUAUUCAUUUAAAGUUAUUGUUAAAAAAU